Vavraia culicis subsp. floridensis is the source of this 515-nucleotide messenger RNA. RefSeq lists its product as uncharacterized. The transcript has a single exon. Lineage: Eukaryota; Fungi; Microsporidia; Pleistophoridae. The coding region runs from base 1 to 498 and encodes 165 amino acids. The record is from RefSeq and is a predicted model, not a curated record.
AUGAUACCUUUUUUUCGUUAUACGCGGUGCAGCGUGGUAUCCGUUCUUCUACGAUGCAGAAACCGCUCAUUUCUUCGGCUAAUUCGCAAUGCAACUGCCAGAACAGCCAGGAAAAGAGCAAUUACGAAUUUCUUCACCCCUGGCAUGAAUGAAAGAAGUGAAUCUGCAUUAAUUAUAAUCGUGAUAGGCACGAUAUUCUUUUUGAUAGGCGGCGUGCUGUUCUUCGACAGGGUGAUGAUGAUGGCAGGCAAUAUUGUUUUCGGUUUUGGUGUUCUUCUACUCCUCAUACCACAGAUGAGUUUGAACAACCGUGGGAACUUAAAAAGUGUGUCAUUGUUUGUGGCAGGUGUUGUUCUGGUGUUCUGUAAAUUUGCGGUGCUUGGAUUUCUUUUCCAACUGUUCAGCGUUUUGUACACGGUUAGGAAUAAAAUUCCGUCGAUAAGAUCCAUAAUUAUGAACAAUAUCACCAAAAUUUUGAAAUUUGUAAGAGUUUUUUGAAAUAAACAGUGUUUUAG